Molecule: messenger RNA, 4667 nt
Organism: Geodia barretti
Lineage: Eukaryota; Metazoa; Porifera; Demospongiae; Tetractinellida; Geodiidae
Source: the annotation of a GenBank genome assembly
GCGCACAUGUGGGGGUGGUUUUACUGUUCUUCAGCCUUUUUGUCGUCUUGUGAAAGUAUACUUCAGUGUGUGCGCAGAGUUACAGGCUUUCCACCAUGUCUUCGACUGUUAGCGAAACUGCUGUGUCUGUUAACGGACAGACUGCCGGUCAAACGAGCGACGAACCCGUAAAGGUGGGCGUUAAAAGGAAACGUACGCCAUCCACGGAGGAGCAAGAGUCGGAGAGUAAGAAGACGGGGCUGGCGAACGGAGCCGUUGAGAACUCUGGGAGGGAGGGUGGCGAGGUGAGAGAGAGAGUGGCUAUACUAGACGCAGGAGCUCAGUAUGGGAAGGUGAUAGAUCGGAGGGUGAGGGAGUUGUGCGUGGAGUCUGUUCUUCUCCCCCUGGACACGUCGGCUGACCAGCUAGCCAGAGAGGGAUACAGAGCCAUCAUCAUUAGUGGAAGUCCUGGUAGUGUGAAUGAAACUCCGCCCACCUCACCCCGUGUGUACGAUCCUGCGAUAUUCUCCUCGGGGCUCCCGGUCCUGGGGAUCUGCUACGGGAUGCAGCUGAUUGCUCGUCACUACGGGGGCAGGGUAGAGAGGGGGGCGGUGAGGGAAGACGGCCAAUUCACUGUCACUCUAUCUACCGACUGCGACCUGUUUGCUGGCCUGGACACCAGACAAGAGGUGUUGCUGACUCACGGAGACUCUGUGGUUAAGGUUCCGCCCACCUGCUUGGUGGUGGGGUACAGUGGUGACAUCAUUGCUGCACUCCAACAUUCGGAGUACCCCGUCUUUGGGGUACAGUUUCACCCCGAGGUACAGCUGACGAGCAACGGAACACAAAUGAUCAGGAACUUCCUCUAUAAGAUUGCAGGGUGCAAAGGUGACUACAGUAUGGUCAGUCGGAGACAGAUGUGCAUUGACUACAUCAGACGUAGUGUAGGAGAAGCCAGCGUUUUGAGCCUAGUGAGUGGUGGUGUGGACAGUACGGUGUGCACUGCCCUACUGGUGUCGGCUCUGGGACCGGAGAAAGUGGUGGCUGUUCACAUCGACAACGGCUUCAUGAGACAGGGGGAGAGUGCAAAGGUCAAGGAGAGUCUGGAGGCAUUGGGACUAAGACUGAACGUGUAUGACGCAGGCCAGCGGUUCUACAGCUCCCAGACAGUUGUCUCGGUGGUGUGUGAGCUGGGAAUAGAGGAGAAGGUCACUGCCCCUCUUCACUCUGUCACCAGCCCCGAGGAGAAGAGAGUUAUCAUUGGAAACACAUUCAUGAAGGUAGCUGAUGAGGUGAUCAUUGACCUUCAGUUGGAGGCCGACUCUGUUUAUCUUGCACAAGGGACUCUGAGACCAGAUCUCAUCGAGAGUGCGUCUCCAAUGGCCAGUGCUCGAGCGCACGUCAUAAAGACUCAUCAUAACGACACUCAGCUAGUUAGAGAACUACGCAGGAAGGGAAGGAUCAUAGAGCCUCUCAGUGAGUUCCACAAAGACGAAGUGAGGUGUCUUGGAAUGGAACUGGGACUGCCACACUCCCUGGUCUACAGACACCCAUUCCCAGGGCCGGGGUUGGCGAUACGAGUUGUGUGUCAGAUGGAGGCGUAUGUGAGGGAAGAUUUCGCAACAACUAACACCGUUCUUUACCACCUCGUUGCCCUUGGUUGCAGGGCGGAGGUAACGCCUGGCCCAGUUCAACAGCUGAUAGAGAGAGCAUCGACCGCUAAUGACAGGGAUUUCCUCUCCAGACUCACCGAGGGAGUUCCUCUCUCUGCCACCCUCCUGCCCAUCUAUAGCGUCGGGGUUCAGGUCCGUCCUGGUCAAGUCUGUGUAUACCUGCAGGGAGACUGUAGGAGUUAUAACUAUGUGGCGGCUCUAUCAGCAGACGAGACGGCAGAGGUUCCGUGGUCUGAGGUGAUGACUCUGGCUAAACUCAUCCCCAGAAUCUGUCACAACAUCAACAGGGUGGUGUGGGUGUUUGGUAGUGCUGUACCAGGACCAGUGGUUGCCGUGACGCCCACCCUACUGACACUGUCGGUCCUGGCCACCCUGAGAGAGGUGGACGAAAGAGCACAUUCCAUUCUCCUUCGCCAUGAUGUUGGCUCACGUGUCAGUCAAAUGCCUGUUGUGCUGAUUCCAAUCGACUUCUCCUACCAACCUGACCUUCGACCUCCGCACUCUUCGUUCAAACGCUCAGUUGUACUUCGACCUUUCAUGACGUCUGAUUUCAUGACGGGAGUUCCAGCUGUUCCGGGGAAAGACUUGCCUCUAGAGGUGCUAUCCGAGAUGGUGACUGGGGUAUUAGGUGUGUCAGGAAUAAGUCGUGUUCUCUAUGACCUCACUCCCAAACCACCCGGAACAACGGAAUGGGAAUAGGAGUAUGUAUUACAUCAUCAUCAUGUUCUUCAUCAGCCAUUGACUUUGCAUUGGAGUUCAUCUGCAUUACGUGUGACGUAAUGAAUGAAAUUAUUGCGCAUGCGUACUGAGGCACAGCUUGCGGAAGGUCGAAGGUGACGCAGGAGCGUGUGCAGAAGUCUCGCCCUCCUUUCCCUUCUCUCUCUCAGCUGGCCGUCUAAAACUGGUGCCGCGUUUACCCGUAUUUGAGGAGGGGUAGGAUGGAGCCGAGCGGGCGGUCAGAGGAAGAAGACGAAGACACGCAAAGCAGCGGCGUCGGCGGGGAUUCGGGCGGGCCUCAAGAAACGCCCCUCCCUCCCGACGAGGACGGGGAAGGCUCGGGGAGCGAGGAGGAGGGAGACACGAGUGACAGCGGCUCCACCAACUCCUCCACGUCCAGCUCGGGCAGCUCCAGUUCCAGCCCCAUGGCGGCGGGGUCGCCGGGGGACGCGGCCGCGGAGACCUACAGCGGCACGCUCAUGCAGACGGACGAAUUCGGCGACCAUUUCCACGUCAACUGCGCGGGAAACGCCGCCAAGUUUUACCUCAACCGCUUCGCCCGCGGCAGCAUCGGCCGCUGCGUUCUCUUCAGAUCUCGCUGGAUUACUCCGAACGAGUUCCAAGCCAUCUCGGGUCGUCAGAGUUCCAAGGACUGGAAGCGGAGCAUACGUCUCCGCGGGCGGUGUCUGAAGGAGUACAUAGCCCAGGGGCUGUUUCAGGAGCACCUGAAGACAUGUGCGUGCAGGAUUUGCUCGGGGGAGGCGGCAGAGCACCUGCGACUGGAGGGAGAGAUGGCUCUGGCGGCCAAGCGGAGGCGACUCAGCCAGGCAGACGGAGCCUCCUGCACUGUUGCCGGGCAGAGCUCCACAUUUGGAGACGUGGUGAUGCAAGACUCCGCCCGUAGUCCAACUAACGUUGGUGUUCCGCCCGGCAAGAGAAGGAAGGGGAGAGGUGGGCGUAUCCACCGGGUGUGGUCUCCCAGUGGAGAGAUGGCUCAGGAAUUAUCGGAUGAUGAGGAGGGAGAGGAGGGGGAGAGGGGGGAGACCCUGGAGGACGAGGCUAGGGAGAAAAGACAAACAUCAGCAGAGCCAUCAGGAGAGCUGCGUCGUCGCUCUCUGCGGUUUGCGGACCGGAGACACACGGGGCACCGGACGGAGCUGGGCACAUUCUCACGUCGACCUCGGGAAUGGGACACAGAGGAAGUCGCCGAGUUCCUCAAGUCUCAAGGCUACGGCCAACACUCUCAGAUGUUCCUGGAGGAAGGCGUGGACGGAGAGAGUCUGUUCCUCUUAAAAGAGGGUCACCUUGUGGACACGUUUGGACUGAAACUUGGACCAGCUCUUAAACUGCUCUACACUAUUGGCUGUCUUCGACACCCUCCGGUCUAGUCUGGUACCCCCUCCCUUUACCACUACCACGGUAGUCUGGUACCCCCUCCCCCUUACCAUUACACCCCAGUCCGGCCAGAAAGCUCCUCUUCAUAAUAGUCUAUUAUCUACUCCACUUUCACCGUUUAUGUAUUCUCCUGAUUGUCAUGUAGUCUUAUGUAAUUGUCUUUCAAUAUUGUCAUGUGAUCUUAUGUAAUUGUCCUGUUAUUGUCAUGUGAUCUUAUGUAAUUUUCUUCUGAAUCUUGUGGUUUGUCUUAUCUAUCGUGACAUCUGCAUAUAAUACAUGUCAUUAUCAUCACAGGUCAACAUUCCACCACCCAAUACCUAUGUAUACAUGAAGUAUACCACUUGCAAAAAUUCAUCAUGUGACAUGAUUGUACAAUAAUCGUGACGAUGAUGUAAUGCUAAUGAUGUCAUGAUGAUAUAAUGCUAGCAAUGUUGGUCUAGCCAGGAAGUGAUUUCAUCAAGCUCUGCCUCUCCAUCUUGGCCACGCCCUCUGGCACUACAGCUAACAAACUCUAUCUUCACUCCCUUCGGAAGAUCACUGAAUUCAAAUGGCUUCCCAGAUUUACCAAGGGGUUUGGCUUGGGAUUGACCUUUUGACCCCAGCGAAGUCAGCUUGGCUGAGCGGCUCACUCUCAGUUCUGAUAUCUCUUCUUCUAGAAGUUUCCUGACGGCCAUCUUGUUCUUGGCCAAAGAAAGGUCCUGUUUGUUACAGGUCAUUAGGACAGGGACUUUCCCCUUGACGACCGCUGGCUCCUGAAACAGGUCGUAAACCAGUUCGGUGACCCCCCGAACCUCGCUGGGGAAAUUAUCGCUGUCUAUCACCACGACAACUGCCCUGGGGAGAUCAACGACACAGCGUUUAACAUUUUUACAGAAACCAUGUUUUGUGAUUCGUGAACACAUG